GAUCACGUGACCACAUGACGUCAUCAGAGGGCCUCUCUCCCUCUAGCAGCUACAGCAUUCACCGUCUGCCUGGAGCCGGGACACACCCGGAUACCGGAGCCGGGGCGGCUUCCGGGGAUCAUGCCUAGCUGCUCUGUGUAGAGGGACAGCGUGGAUGUAGCCAGUCCUCAUAAGAUGUCCCGGAGGAAACAGACAACUCCAAAUAAAGUACAUUGGGAGAACAUGUUUGCAGGAUUGGAGCAACAAGCUUGUGAAGCCAUGAUGAAGACUGAGAUCGUUAAACAGGAAGUGUCUGAGAUGGAGCAGAAUGACCAUAGUAGCAGCGACAGUGAUGAGGAUACUACAAUUGAUGAGCUGUCGUCUCCAACCUCUGAGGAAGACAACAUUGAGAAAGAAGAAGGAGAGCCAUGUGGAAGCAGAAAGAUGAGGAAACAGGAAGGUGUAUCUAUGGUUGCCGAGUCUUUUGACAGUAACCUGGAUUCUGCACUUUUUAUUUGCCCUCUUUGUCAACUGGACUGUAUAAGCCAAGAGCAGCUGAUCACUCAUGUAUAUCAGCACACAGCUGCUGUGGUGAGUGCAAAAAGCUAUCUGUGCCCUGUGUGCGGCCGUGCCCUCAGCUCCCCGGGGUCUCUGGGACGUCAUCUUCUUAUACAUUCAGAAGAUCAGCUUUCUAACUGUGCUGUAUGUGGUGCUCAGUUUUCCACCCAUGACACCUUCAACAGUGAAAAACUGCCAGAAGUUGUGUCCCCAGAAAGGUGGGAGCAGAACGACCACAAAAACCCCAAUAUGGACUUCAAUGCUGUUUAUCCUGCUGGAAUAUUACUUGUGUGCAAUAACUGUGUAGCCUACAGGAAGAUGAUGGCAAACCAGACCCCUGGAGUGCGCAAGUGGGCCAGUCGUAGACAGAAUGAGCCUGUGGAGGCAAGAAUGCAACGGUUGGAGCGAGAGCGUACUGCCAAAAAGAGCAGGCGAGACAGCGAGACCCCAGAGGAACGAGAGCUGAGAAGAAUGAGGGACAGAGAAGCUAAGAGACAGCAGAGAAUGCAGGAGACAGAUGAGCAGAGAGCAAGACGUUUACAGCGUGAUCGCGAGGCUAUGCGCUUAAAACGGGCCAAUGAGACACCAGAGAAACGCCAAGCACGGCUUGUCCGUGAGCGAGAAGCUAAACGGUUGAAACGACGAUUGGAAAAGAUGGACAUGAUGCUUCGGGCACAGUUUGGGCAGGACCCAUCAGCUAUGGCAGCAUUGGCUGCAGAAAUGAACUUUUUUCAGCUUCCAGUGGGAAAUAAUGAGCUGGAACAGCAGAUUCUUGGGAAGAUUGCACUGGACGAUCAGAACAAUGGGACAUUGCACUGACUAUUGGGUUAUGAUUUAUUACAGGGCACGAAGUAACUCCUGUUAGAAUGUGAUACACUUUAAUCAUGUUUUCUCUAUACCUCUAUUGGGUCUCUUCAGAACUGAGAAGCCCAUCUUUUCCCUCCUUGGGUGCUCUGUGUCAAAAAUCCAUUGCUCAGGAUUACAAAUUGGCUGGAGGGAAAUAUUCACUGUCUGCAUUUGUAAUGUGGAUAUUGUAACUUCAUACAAAGGGACUAUUAUCUGAUCUGUGCAGGGUCCAUGUCUAGAGUUGCACAGACUUCUGAUCUCCUCGACCAGCACAGUCCUGAGACUGUGUUAUACAGGGUAUGAAAUUCACAUUUUGCUCACAUGGCUCCUGUUGUGCUGUAUCUGAACUUUGCAGUAAGUGAGCUGUAUGUGUGUAGAUUGUCUUAUUUAUUUGUGUAUGACAGAGUAUUGCUGCGGCAUGUGGAACUGUGUACAAGCCGUGUAAUGUGGAGCUAAUAAAUUAUUUUAAUAUGGGAUUGUGGCUGUCUGCUUC
Molecule: messenger RNA, 1876 nt
Organism: Hyla sarda
Lineage: Eukaryota; Metazoa; Chordata; Amphibia; Anura; Hylidae
Gene: ZNF821
Product: zinc finger protein 821
Exons: 7
Coding region: 175-1356 (393 amino acids)
Biological process (GO): regulation of transcription by RNA polymerase II
Cellular component (GO): nucleus
Molecular function (GO): DNA-binding transcription activator activity, RNA polymerase II-specific; RNA polymerase II cis-regulatory region sequence-specific DNA binding
Source: RefSeq, a predicted model, not a curated record